Messenger RNA from Drosophila subpulchrella, 692 nucleotides. RefSeq lists its product as uncharacterized. Bases 39 to 668 code for a protein of 209 amino acids. The record is from RefSeq and is a predicted model, not a curated record. The transcript has a single exon. NCBI's taxonomy places the organism in Eukaryota, Metazoa, Arthropoda, Insecta, Diptera, Drosophilidae.
UUAAAUACAUUGUUUAAAAUAUUAUAUUAAAGGUUACAAUGGAGGUUUUUGCCGAAAAUAUAAGAAAAAUUCCAGUUCAGGAUCAAAAUAUUGUUGACCUUCAGAACGUAACAAGUAAUGUUAAAAAUCUGGGUCUUGCAAGUGAAGUUAAGAAUCUAACGGAAAUUCAAGGGGAUAAACUACCGCAUAACAUGCUGUCAAUUGAAGAUCAUAAGAUCUUAAGUGAAUCCCAAAGCCUGGAGCAUCUUAAUUAUGUUCAGAAAGUAGAGGAUUAUUUUUCAGUUCAAUCGCCGGAGAAAUUCUCAUUAGAAAUUGAAAAUGUGAAGCAGCAAAGUGCGACUUGUAGUCUGGAGAAGGAUCCAUAUCAAAAACAGGAGCUUGACGAUAAAACCCAGGAUGCGGAGAGGCAGUCGCCAAGUAGGAACCUUGAUGACACCGCCUCUGAACGAAUAGUUAAUCGUCGUAGUCGCGUGAUUCCACCCAUGCCUUCGGAGGAUGCAAUGCGCCACUCCAUAGCCGACAACCUGAUGGAGAUCCUGGUAAAUAUGACUAAUCCGCUGUACCGACAACAGUGCUUUGAACUCUUGCAGGUGGGCGAUGCUCUACAGGCCCGCAGCCGAAUCCUGGAUAUUCUGCAGCAAAUCGACAAGCGUAGGAUUCGUAGAUAACUCACUAUAAAGAAAUCAGCUUCA